Messenger RNA from Hippopotamus amphibius kiboko, 537 nucleotides. It is a transcript of the gene PRND, whose product is annotated as prion like protein doppel. Gene Ontology annotation, cellular component: membrane. Gene Ontology annotation, molecular function: copper ion binding. The record is from RefSeq and is a predicted model, not a curated record. Bases 1 to 537 code for a protein of 178 amino acids. Lineage: Eukaryota; Metazoa; Chordata; Mammalia; Artiodactyla; Hippopotamidae. The transcript has a single exon. Gene Ontology annotation, biological process: protein homooligomerization; intracellular copper ion homeostasis.
AUGAGGACACAUCUGGGUGGUUGCUGGCUGGCCAUUGUCUGUGUCCUGCUCUUCAGCCAGGUGUCCUCAGUCAAGGCAAGAGGCAUAAAGCACAGAAUCAAGUGGAGCCGGAAGGCCUUGCCAAGUACCUCGCAGGUCACAGAGGCCCGCACUGCGGAGAUCCGCCCAGGCGCCUUCAUCAAGCAAGGCCAGAAGCUGGACAUCGACUUCGGAGCCGAAGGCAAUAGGUACUAUGAGGCCAACUACAGGCAGUUCCCCGACGGGAUCCAUUACGACGGCUGCUCUGAGGCCAACAUCACCAAGGAGAAGCUUGUCACCAGCUGCAUCAAUGCCACCCAGGCAGCAAACCCGGAGCAGCUGUCCGGCGAGAAGCAAGACAACAAGCUUUACGAGCGGGUCCUGUGGCGGCUGAUCAGGGAGCUCUGCUCCCUCAAGCGCUGCGACUUUUGGUUGGAAAGGGGAGCAGGGCUUCGGGUCACUCUGGACCAGCCCAUGAUGCUCUGCCUGAUGGUUCUCAUUUGGUUUAUUGUGAAAUAA